AUGCCACUAAGCCUGCUUAUACAAUUGCUUAUAAUCUAUGCAAUUUUAUAUUUAUCAAAUUGUGACAAUCAAUUCUAUCGGAUUCAACCUAAUGAUGUAUCUGCUUUAGUUGGUUCUAAUAUAACUAUUCCAUGUGUAAUUGCUCUACCUCAUGGAGAUGUUCAAUGGACUAAAGAUGGUCUUGCAUUGGGUUAUGAUCGACAAUUACCUGCAUUUCCAACUUGGUCUAUAAAUGGUGAUGAAAAUCGCGGGGAAUUUAAUUUUAUGAUUCAAUCAUUAAAAUUAGAAGAUGAAGGUGUAUUUGCUUGUGAAGUUUCACCUUAUAAAGAUGCACCAGCACUUAAACAAGUUGCACAUAUUCGAGCACUUGUACAACCACAAUAUGUACAAAUUCAUGAUCAAUCAAUAACAAAUCAAAGUUCAAUGAUAACAGUAAGAUAUGAUGAAACAAUUCAUCAGGUUCAUUGUCAAGUUGAUGGUGCUAGACCAGCAGCUCAUAUUAAAUGGUUUAAUGAAACUGGUCAUGAAUUUCCAGCAGCAUCACGAACAUAUACCCAAAAUCGUCUCUUUUCAACGACUAGUACAUUAACAUUUGUACCAUCAUUAUUAUUCGAUAAGAAACGUUUUACAUGUCAUGUUCAUCAUGAAACAUUACUUGGUAAAAUCAAUAAACUUUAUACGUCAAUUGAAAUUAGAAUAACAUCUCCACCAAAUCGUCCUAUGAUUUAUGGUUAUACAUCAACAUAUCGUUUACUUAAUGGUUCAUAUUUAACUCUAUCGUGUCAAUCUUUUGGUGGUAAUCCAUUAGGAAGACUUUCAUGGUAUCGAUUAGACAAUGAACAUAAACGAUUAAAUCUAAUUGAUAACUCAUCGAUUAUAUUUCAACAACAAAAUCUUACUAUAAAUAAUAUAUCAAUGAUUAUAACACCUUCAGAUAAUAAUAUGACAUAUUCAUGUCAUGUUACUAAUGAUUAUCUUUUUUCAUUAGAUCAAAUAUUACAAACAAAUAUUACCGUACAAGUUGCUUUCGGUCCAUCAUUUGUAUAUAUUCGAGAUAAUAAUAUGAGUGCAACAACAUUAAUUGAAGGAACUCCUCGACAAUUUAAAUGUCGAACUUCAUCGUCCAAUCCUCGAUCAAUUGUAACUUGGAAAAUAAAUGGACAAAUUCUUUCUCCUGAUAUUGAUCCAUUAGAAGAACCAGGAGAAUUUUCUGGUACAGUAGUUCAAAUAACAAAAACACUUGGUUUAGAUAAAUCAUUAAAAGAAUAUCAUAAAAAAAUCUUAACAUGUGAAGCAAGAAAUCCUGAUACAGGUCAUACUGUUAUUGAUACAACACAAUUAAAUGUUAUUUAUGAUGCCACAAGUAUCGAAAUGCAUGGAAUAAUACAAGAUAAAAUAAUAAAAUCAGGUGAUACACUUACAGCUGAAUGUAUACUUAAAGGAGGACAUCCAUUAGGAAAUAUUGUUUGGUAUAAAGGUGGUGAAUUACUUCAAUCAGAGUAUACAACUGGAACUAACGGAGAUUAUGCGACAAGUCAAGUGAAAUUUAUUGUGUCAUCUUCAGAUAAUAAUCUUCCAUUGACAUGUAAAGGACAAGUAGAUAGUUUUCCACAAAAAUUUGCAUCGUUUAUAUUGAAUAUUACCUUUCUUCCUGAUGAAAUAACGAUUAUCGGAAAUGAAUUUUUUUCAAAUUUAUCAAUGAAUAAUGAUGAAUCUCGUGAAUUUGAAUGUCGUACCUCAUCUUCAAAUCCUUCAGCACAAUUAAAGAUCACUCGUCAAACGAAUGAUGGACAAAAACAUUUAGAUAUUCAAUACAAAAAACCAAAAUCUUUGACUAAUGGAAAUAAUUCAAUUAAAUUUAUGUUACCACAAAUUGAUCUUUCUCUUCAUGGAAAUCUUUUAACAUGUGAAGCAAUAUUGAACAUCGGCAGUUUACCAUUAACCAAACAAGUUACAUACGUACUUAAUGUUAACCAUAAACCAUAUUUCCAUGAUUCCUAUACAUCGAUUGAAGUAAAAGAAAAUCAAUCAUUUAAUAUUACACUUGAAGCAAAUGCGUAUCCAAUGCCAAUUAGUUAUAAAUGGUAUCAUCCAUCGGGUAGACAAUUAAUGAAUGAUCAAUUGAAUAUAUUUGUUAAUCAAGGACAAUUAGCAUUAGUAAAUAUUCAACGAAAUGAUAAAGGAAUUUAUCGUUGUAUAGCCACAAAUAUUAUUGGUGAUACGGAAACUAAUUUUACAUUAAAUAUUCUUUAUGGACCAAUGAUUAGUCGAACUCAAGGAUAUUCUUUAACAGAAGCAUUAAUGCCUGGUUCAUCCGCAAUCCUUUUAUGUGUUAUUGAUGCAAAUCCAAUUAAUUUAAAUAGUAUACGAUGGUUAAAAGAUAAUCAAGAAAUAUCUUCUGAUCAUUGGGAAAAACGAGUCGAACAAAAUGAAAUAUCAUUAAUUCGAAAAUCUGUUAAUCGAGAAGAUGCUGGACAAUAUGUAUGUGAAAUAGAUAAUCAAUUAGGAAAUAGUCGUGCUACUUUACCAUUAAUUAUUCAAUAUGCACCGGAAAUUGAUCGAACUGAUCCAAGUCGAAGUAAAGCAGCGGCUGAUGCUGAUCGUUUAUUAACAGCAGAAUUUCACUGUCACAUAUCUGCUAUACCAAAACCAACAGUCGUAUGGAUGAAGAAUAAUCAAGUAGUACCAUCAUCAUUGAAAUAUCAAACAUUAUUUAAUGAUCAAAUUCUUUCAUCUUCAUUUUCACCUAAUCUCACAUUCGAAGCUAUACUUUAUGUAGCUAAUGUUACAAAAACAGAUUAUGGUAUAUAUCAAUGUAAAGCAGAGAAUAAAUUAGGUAUUGAUGUAUCCGAUAUAAUUUUAACUGGACUCACUGUACCUGAUCCUCCUAGUCAAGUUGAAAUAACAAAUAUUUCUCAUUCAUCAUUAUUAAUACACUGGAUACCAGGUUUUGAUGGUGGAUCACAACAAACAUUUCAAAUUCGUUAUCGUCUUUCAACUGAUAAUCGUUAUUCAUAUAUAUUUAUUCCAUUUGGUUUACAAUCGUAUGAUUUAAAAAAUUUAAGAUUAGGAAGUGAAUAUCAAAUAAGUAUUCGUUCGAAUAAUUCUCAUCAUUUAAGUGAAUGGACAAAUGAUAUUAUUAAAUCUACAUCACUUUAUUUACCAUCACCAUCAUUUUCAUCAUCAGAUCCAUCAACAACAAAAUAUUCAUUAACUUUUCUUAUUAUUAUAUUUAUGAUUGGUUUAUUAAUUAUCUUUAUUAAUAUAAUACUUGUUUUCUUUUUUGUUAUAAAACGUCGACGAUCACAUGUUACGAGUGAUAAUUCAUCAACAACAGGUACAAAUGAAACAGAAGCAAAUACAGUUGAUAUAUUUCAACCAAUACCAUCAAAUUUUUUCUUACCAACAGCAACAGCAACUCCAAUAAAUUCCUAUCAAAAAUAUGAAGAUGAUGAUAUACAACGACCAUUUGUAUCUUCAUAUUCAGCAGCAAAUAUGUCUAAUCAAGAUAAUACAUCAUCUUCAAAUGGAAUUAUUAAGAAGAAUCGUUACUCUCCAUAUGAUAAUUUUCGUGUACAUCAUUAUUAUCCAGCAAAUAGUGAUAAUAAUUUUGUAACAUAUCGAAGUUUUAAAGAUGGUAAUAAUAGUUCAUCAGAUAUACAUGGAUUUAUUAAAGCUGAAUUAGUUUAA
Adineta steineri is the source of this 3690-nucleotide messenger RNA. The record is from the annotation of a GenBank genome assembly. Lineage: Eukaryota; Metazoa; Rotifera; Eurotatoria; Adinetida; Adinetidae.